CUUCCCCGAUCGACAGAGGGAUAACGAGGAAACCGACGAACAACGAGAAUAAAUCGGAAUAUCAAUUCGGCCGUUCUAAAAGGACUUGUGUAUGUACGACGUCCAGCAGGGAAAGUGCCGCGACUCUUCGUCAGCAAGGAUGGCGAGAUCGAGAAAGGGGAAAGGAGAAGAGGAACUGUGAGACUCUUCGUGGAAUUUUCAACACGCAAUCGGACGAUCUAUCAGCGUCGGAGAAGUCGCAGCGUGUGAAAGGAGAGAAAAACGCGGGCACGGUGACGCACAAUGAGAUCUGCUCGGCCAAUUAUGGGAAGAGGAUUUGUCGAGGCAGCCGGA
Messenger RNA from Heterotrigona itama, 333 nucleotides. The record is from the annotation of a GenBank genome assembly. Lineage: Eukaryota; Metazoa; Arthropoda; Insecta; Hymenoptera; Apidae.